Cadophora gregata is the source of this 798-nucleotide messenger RNA. RefSeq lists its product as uncharacterized. The record is from RefSeq and is a predicted model, not a curated record. The transcript has a single exon. NCBI's taxonomy places the organism in Eukaryota, Fungi, Ascomycota, Leotiomycetes, Helotiales, Ploettnerulaceae. Bases 1 to 798 code for a protein of 265 amino acids.
AUGGUCUCACAAAUACCCACCACCAACACCUUCCCCAAAUUCUCUCUCCUGCCUACCGAGCUACGCCGUAGAAUAUGGGAAGAAUCGCUACCCCGCCGAGUCGUGGAAUUCCCACACGUUUCCAUAGAUUUCAGGAUGGCUAUGUGGGAGCGAGAAGUCUGCUUCAAUCCUUUACGACCUCCUCCAAAACCCGACAUGAUAUCCCUGACUGCCCUCGGCGCAAACUACGAAUCAUAUAAUACGUUGAACAGGUUAUAUAAAGAACACUUUGGUUUCGUUGAGGUAGAGGAGGAGGAUUUCGAAGGAUCACUCGCAGGUUAUCAAAGUUCAUGGCCGGAUUCUGAUCUUCGAUGGGCGAGGCCGUAUAAAGGCGUGCGAUUCAAUCCAAAGCUGGAUACGCUAUUGAUCAGUACGGAUACGUGCAGGGCGAUAAUUGAAUUUGGGAAGGAUGGUUUGGAACCUCUUCGAUUUGUCUCCAUCUAUGUACCGCAUGCAUAUGAAUUACCGACCUAUAUCGACCUGGGGUUUCCGUCUGUUAUGAGCCUCUUUCUGAAUGCACCGAAGCUACAGAUGAUUGGCUUGGUUUUCCCAGGACAGGACUAUGGGUGGGAGGACGAGCAAGACGAGAUUCCUGCCGAGCAUUUGAAGUCGUGCGAAAUUGCACUGCGGGACUACUGGGAUACAUGGAGGGAUACUGAGGGACGACAUAUUUAUCCAUCGGACCAUGAGGGCACUUUGAAAGCUCAGAGUGAUCGCAAGAGGUGGAGGAGUAUUGUCGGCGUUUCUCGACCUGAAUAG